AUGGAAUUGAUUGGUCGCAACGACAGCGUGGAAAGCGUUUUACAAAAGGACAGACGUUCAUACAGUAUGGGAGAUUCAGACAGCAUGAAACCAACAGCUAAAGCGAGACGUAGACCUUCUGUGGGGCUCCUUGCUGAAGUAUUGGGCGACUACGCGCGGCAUGAAGAAGAGACGACGCUGAAUCGACAACGAUACGAAGAAGCCAUGUUGAAUGUCUUCGGAAGCAAGGGUGUAAUAACACCGCAGUCUGAACACACGGGGCCCACUCUACCCCUGCCCUCCCUCUGCUCAGAACACCUUUCCAACCCACAUUUUGCUUUCUACAUGGGAAUCAUCGCGAAGUAA
Paramuricea clavata is the source of this 345-nucleotide messenger RNA. NCBI's taxonomy places the organism in Eukaryota, Metazoa, Cnidaria, Anthozoa, Malacalcyonacea, Plexauridae. The record is from the annotation of a GenBank genome assembly.